CUCCGCUUCUGUGCGUGUUGCGCUCUGGUCGCUCCUGCAGCCCGGCACUCUCUCCCGAAGCCUUGGAGUAUUUAAAAGAAAGACAAAAGUGCCAACCCCUCAGUUUGAUUAACUUCCUGCAUUCAGACUCUUAGUCAAAACUUGAGAAGGAAGAGGGGGGAAAGGAAGAAGUUUUUCUCGUUCAAAUAGAGCUCUCUGAAGCGCAGCAACCGACUUCAUUUCUGUUUUGCUCCACAGAUCGUCGCGCCCUGCAGCAUUUAAAGGAGAGAAGCCUCUUCUGGGUGUUAAAAAAAAAAAUCCCCAAACUGUGUACCAGUUAGGCUACACCUGAGACCAUACAUGGUACGGAUGGUAAAAGAUUUGACGCCCAUGCAGCGCAGACUCGUCCCCUGAUUCCAGGCACCGAGUCCGAAGAUCCAGCACGCCGUGAAACUCCUGGGGGUUCAUGUACUGGAAAAAUGAAGUUUUGUCCCCUCUUUCAGAGGGAAAUAAGAUUCUGUCCGAAGGAAUUGCCACCAAGCAGGUGACCUGUGCCGAGCAUCAGAGCCCACCGGGAGCCCCGCGCUGCGCCCUGGACUCUAAACACACACCGAUGUCUCACUCCGACGGAGAGUCCCAGCGGUCCAACAUGGAGCGGGAGGACACCCACUCGUCCCCCAGCACCCCGUCCACCCCGUCCGUGUGCUCGCCCACCUCCACCUCCAGCUCGGUGCCGUCCACGGGGAAGAACGUGUGCGCCAGCUGCGGGCUGGAGAUCCUGGACAGAUACUUGCUCAAGGUGAACAACCUGAUCUGGCACGUGCGCUGUCUGGAGUGCUCGGUGUGCAGGACGUCACUGCGUCAGCACAGCAGCUGCUACAUCAAAAACAAAGAGAUCUUCUGUAAAAUGGAUUAUUUCAGUAGGUUUGGUACUAAGUGUGCCCGCUGCGGACGGCAGAUUUACGCCAGCGACUGGGUGCGACGCGCAAGGGGAAAUGCGUACCACUUGGCCUGCUUUGCGUGCUACUCGUGUAAGAGGCAGCUGUCCACAGGAGAGGAGUUCGGUCUGGUGGAGGACAAAGUCUUGUGUCGGAUCCACUACGACACCAUGGUGGAGAACCUCAAACGGGCAGCCGAGAGCGGCAACGGCAUCACGUUGGAAGGAGCUGUUCCAACAGAACAGGACGGUCAACCCAAACCAGCCAAAAGGGCGCGGACAUCUUUCACUGCAGAGCAGCUACAGAUCAUGCAGGCGCAGUUUGCUCAAGACAACAAUCCAGACGCCCAAACGCUACAGAAGCUAGCCGACAUGACGGGCCUCAGCAGGAGAGUUAUACAGGUAUGGUUUCAAAACUGCAGAGCAAGACAUAAAAAGCACACCCCCCAGCACAGUGGGGCUCCACAGGGUCACCCUCAGUCCAGGAUACCCUCAUCACUGCCUGAUGAACUGCAUUACGCCCCCUUCGGCAGUCCUGAGAGAGCGCGUAUGGUGGCCCUUCAUGGUUACAUUGACAGUCAUCCCUUUUCCGUCUUGACCUCUCAGAGUCUCCCCCACCAAGCCAUGACGCUGCCGCAGCUCCCACUCAGCCGUUAGCUCUCCACCAUGACCUGUAACCUCCGGAUCUUUACCACCAUCAACGGACAUCUCGUUGAAAGAUCUUGCAGGAGUCAGAAUGGACAAAAGACUAAUUUUACAGGAGCCAUGCCCACUCGUAAAAAGAAAAAGAAACUGAAAGAAGAAAAAAACUAAGACACCUCUGUCCCGAUGUUCUCUUCUUUCCGAGGACAGGAAUAUCCCACCUGCAGCCCGUCUGCCAAACGUGACUGUCGGACCUUUAUCAUUGGCAGAAAGUGACAGACUUUAUUAUACACCAACUGAGGGAUCCAUUUUGUACAGCAUACUCCAUUGCAUUCAGCCCCUGUCUAUCUGAAGAUGAGAAACCUUUUCAAGGGAUGAACCUGAUAAAGGAAGUAGGACUGAAACUUCAUAACCGCUGAAGAUAAAUUUAUGGGGGGGGAAUGUCAUUGUGGCCUGAAGGACAAGGCACACACAGUAGACCACAUUAGAGGUAAGACUCCUCUUACUUCUCUUUGUAAGCAACCAUGAAGGAAAUCCAGAUGUUAACAAAAUGCCGAAUGACUAUUGGCUAAAAAAAACUAAACACAAAAUAUUCCAAUUACAUUUUUGGUCUUUUUUUCACUCAAAUGAGGUGUAAUAUACAUCGUGCCUUACCUUUUUCAUUAGUAGAGAAUACUAAGAUCUUUAAACAAUUAUUUGAAUGUUCUUAAAAUUGAAGGUGUUAAAGAAAUUGUAGGGAUAUGAAAUCUUCAUAAAUCUUGGUAGAAUAUCACAGAUCAGGGCCUCAGACUCUGCUUUAGAAGUUGGACUUUUGUUUUUAUACCGAAGUAAAAUCAGCCAGAUUGUGACCUUUGUUUUGCUGAAUUGUGGCUUUGUGGCUUUGUCGUUAGAGGCACGAGUUACAAUCUUUCAGAGGCAGAUCUGACGAGCAAAAAAUCAUAUUACAUAUUCCUGCAAAAUUGGAUAUUUGACUUAUUUUUUCAUAUUGUCACUAACUUAUAAUUUAUACAGUUGCUUGUUCAGCCUCUGUGUGUGUGUGUGUGUGUGUGUGUGUGUGUGUGUGUGUGUGUGUGUGUGUGUGUGUGUGUGUGUGUGUGUGUGUGUGUGUGUGUGUGUGUGUUCACACAACGAGGGAAAGGGGGCAUUGGUACAAUAUGGACAAUAAAAAGGCUGAGUUUGUACAUAGUAAGAUGUGUGUGACUGUGUGUACGUGAGUGUGUAUUGCCAGGAGUAGCGAAUGUGUGUCUGUAUUUUGUGCCAUGGCCAUUGUGUGAAGAACAGGAUCCAAAAAGACCUCAAUGUCCUUGUAUUUAUUGAGAUGGUAAAUCCCUGUAAAGCACUUUUCCCUCUGAAAUGAUUUUGUUUUGACAAGAAACAAACAAACAAACAAAAAGAAACAAAAGGUUUAUUUGAUAGAAUGUACAUCAUUAAUGUUUUGUGUCAUAAAAUGGAAUAAAACUGAGUGUGAUAUUUUUGUCUGUUUUUUAAUUUGUUGUUUAGGCAUUUCUGGGGAUGAUGAAUCAUGUUUUGGGCUAAUUUCUGGUGAUGAUUCUCAAAGCAUAGAUUAAGCUUUAAUUUAAAUCACAAUGAGGCAUAAACUGCAUAGGAAAAAAUUGGUGUGAUGUUUAAAUCAGGCUUAAAUUUUAAGAAAUUUCAAAUGUAAAAAUACAAAAUAAAAUCCAUGAAUAUUAA
Molecule: messenger RNA, 3250 nt
Organism: Cololabis saira (Pacific saury)
Lineage: Eukaryota; Metazoa; Chordata; Actinopteri; Beloniformes; Belonidae
Gene: lhx6a
Product: LIM homeobox 6a
Exons: 9
Coding region: 446-1573 (375 amino acids)
Biological process (GO): regulation of transcription by RNA polymerase II; forebrain neuron development; neuron differentiation
Cellular component (GO): nucleus
Molecular function (GO): RNA polymerase II transcription regulatory region sequence-specific DNA binding; DNA-binding transcription factor activity, RNA polymerase II-specific
Source: RefSeq, a predicted model, not a curated record